AUGGCCCUAAGUGGGGAGCUGUUCUCCAGGCAGACUAAACUGGAACACUUGGACUGUGGUGUGAGUGUAAAAGUCAUCAUCAACAAGAACACGUCUUCACAGGCCCAGGCAGCCCUGAAGAGUUAUGGUGAGAACAAUGUCAAUGGCUCCCUUCACCUGCAUUCCAAUGGAAGGGAAAUGCUGAUGCUGGAGGUUGCUAUGAACAAUGAAAAGAGGAGGAAUGCCAGAAUUGUUGAACUGAGGGCUUUUCUCCAUCAAACAGUCCUGACAAAUCCAGAAUCAGUACAGUUCCAGCUCAUGAGCAAGAUAUUUCCAUCAAGACUUCUGUUGUCUUCUGACUUGAAGCUUAAUGAAAAUAGGCUUCAAGUGGAUUUCAUGGGAGCCAAGGAGCAGAAAGUUGGUUUUGUUUUGUCCCUGAAUGGAAGAGUCCAACACACUUUUACUGGAAUAAAGGCCAUACCUCAUCUCCUUUCUCUGGAUGGAUUACUGAAGUGCAAAAACAACAUUCAUGACGGUAACAUCAAUGUGAUGGUCAACCAAAGACUGUAUGGACUGCAAGUCAGGAACAGGAACGUGUUUGGGAAUACCACUGUGCACAAUCUCACUGUUGCCAUGGUUCAGAAUGGCAGUCAGGCAAUCCCAGGGGAGGCAAGACUGAAAGGACACCUGGAACUGAGUAAAGAGAAGAAAAGGGGGCUAGCUAGCUUCCAGGUGGAUGAGAAGGCUCUUUCUGUAGAUUUUUUCAAUAUCAUGGAUCAUGGGCACAGCAGAGUCAGUGGGACUUUCACACAUAAUGUUGACUUUUUAAAAGAUGCAGGGUUGCCUUUGGAUGGCAUUCUUACUGCCACAUGUGAGCAUGGCACAGGAAACCACAGCAUUGCCAUAGCCCUGCAGAGUGGCAGUGACAGGAUGCUUGCUGUGUUUGAGGGGCACAGAGUGGCCACAGAGCCUCCAACAUCCCAGCUGACUGUGAGCUUAAAGCACAACAUCUCAAAGAUCAAGGAACAUGGGAUCCCUUUUGUUUUAGAAGCUGCUGGCUAUUAUGAGAAUUUCUCCAGAAAGAUUGCUGCAGGGAUAACAACCACAGUGGAGACAGAGCAGCUCAAGAUUGAAAUAGAGAAGAAAACCACUGACACUGCUAUAGAAAUUUCUCUUUCACUUCACCAUGAUGUGGGAGGACUGAUGGACAUUGUUCCACGUGUACUAGAGGUUGCUUGCAGUGGAGAAUCUGCUAACAAACAACUUUCUGGCCUUUGCAAUGGUGCAAUUGCAUUCCAUCAUUUUGAGACUCCAGCAAGAGUUUCACUGAAUGGGUCAAUAUUUACCAGCAACUUUACUCUCAUCCUCUUUGGACACAUUUCUUUUCAUGACGUAUUUGCCUGCCUACAACUCUAUGCCACCAGUAACACCCAUCCUCAUUUAGAAAUCGACUUCCAGCAUUCUUUGCCUUCACUUCAUUCUCUGGGAAUUGCCAGAGAGAACCAACUGAAGGUGUCAGCCAUGAGAAGUGACAAGUACAAGGGCAUCCUUGGUAUUGUCCUCGGGCCUUGCACUUUGGAAGCUGAUGGGGAAGUGAGCCUGGCAGGCAAUGAGACAGGAUGGGUACUUGCUUUUAGAAACAAGUGCGUCAGUCUAGAGAGGAUGGGAUUGCCUCGUGCUGCAGUCUUGGGGGGCUCAUUUCAGCAGAACAUCUGCAACGUGGGCUUGUUAAUGAAGCUGCAGUGUGAUGGCAGAGCAGUGGAUGUGCAGAUAGACACCUCCUGCCAGCAUGAAUACACACUCCAAGGGAUGCUCAGGCAUUCGUUUCCCUGGCUCAGCCAGCUUGGGCUGCCUUUUGAAAACUCAAUCCUGUUCUCUGCAGCCACAGACUCCACCACAGAGGGCAUUUUCCUGCUGCAGGCUGGCAGAUGCAGACUGAGGGCUAGAGGGGACCUCUGCAUUCAGAAUAAAGCUGACUGGACACUGGAAACAGAAACAGAAUGCCAACUUCUGCAGGAUCUCAGUUUCCCAACUCAGUCCCGGCUCACAGGAUCCAUCCAGAAGGACAAGUGCCAGGCAGAGCUGCUCUCUGUCCUGGAAACAGGAGGCAAAACUGCCCGGCUUGAAGUGAGAGCAGAGUGCAAGCCAAAGCUGGCUCUGGAAAUUCAGUUCAGGCAUGACCUCCCCCAGCUGAGGGAAAUCCCAAGGGAAAAUGAGCUGUCCAUCACUGCACGGAAACACCUCAGAUAUGUCAUUGGAGUGGGAAUGAAACUGGGGGCCUGUGAGCUUCAAAUGAAUGGGGACUUUGAUCCUGAGAAGAACCGGCAGUGGAAAAUGCUUAUAGAAAACAAAUGCCAAACAAUUCAGGAUCUUGGAGCACCAAUGAAAAUUGAUGGCUCAGGCUAUCUUUUGAUGGAUGAAAUGAACCUAGAUUCACAGACACUGAUCACUGUUGAUGAAAGUAAAUUCCGAGGACUCUUUAUACUAAAAGUCACUGAUGAAAGACAAGAGCUGGAUGCAGUGCUUACCCAUAACAUCCAAGGAGCUGCUGACAUUGGCAUCCCCAUGAGGAUGUUACUUGAUGUGAUAUCAGAAAAAACCAGUGACUUCUAUAAAGGAUUUAUCAAUUUCUGUGUGAACAACAAGCAAAUUACAGAAGAACUGAACUUUGUCCAGAAGUUGGAUGUUGUGUCUCUUAACUACAAACUUACUCAUAACAUAGACACAUUGAAGACUUUGCAAAUAAAAGACAGGAUUGAGUUGCAGGCUAUCUUGAACCUCAAAGUUACCAGGAGCUUUGGUUUGAAAGUUCUUUAUGGUGCUCACCUGACAGUUCUUGAAGGACAAAUUCAGGAGUUGGAAACAAGUACCAACAUAACAGGGAAUUUCCAUCACUCUUUGCCAUGGCUGCUACAAGCCAAAGUCCCAUCAUCUUUGCAGAUAGAUGUGGUUUUCCAAGGGAGAAACACAACUCAAGAGAGAUAUGUGCACAUUGCAGCUGGAGAAACAUCACUCACAUACAUAAUAAACUCCCGUUAUGUUGGCCACCAAGUGGAUCUGUUCUGCCAGAGUGUGCACAGCAGUGAGGUUCUCCAGGCUUCAGGCUACCCUAAGGCAAUCAACUUGAUUUUCAGUGCACAGAAAUCAGAAAACAAAGCCAAGACUGUCUGUGAAAUCCAGUAUGAUGGGAAAGAUAUAACUGUGACUGUGGACGUUGACACAGACUUUGAACUCUCUGGUAUAUUUGUGUUCAUGGCAGAGGUGAAGCAUUCGAUAUCACUUCUCCAUCACCUGGGACUUCCCUUCUUUUUUAAGAUGAAACAUGAGAUUGUGGAAGACAUAAACAAGAACCAGUAG
Molecule: messenger RNA, 3336 nt
Organism: Zonotrichia albicollis (white-throated sparrow)
Lineage: Eukaryota; Metazoa; Chordata; Aves; Passeriformes; Passerellidae
Source: RefSeq, a predicted model, not a curated record